Molecule: messenger RNA, 1512 nt
Organism: Aspergillus candidus
Lineage: Eukaryota; Fungi; Ascomycota; Eurotiomycetes; Eurotiales; Aspergillaceae
Exons: 8
Coding region: 1-1512 (503 amino acids)
Molecular function (GO): acyltransferase activity
Source: RefSeq, a predicted model, not a curated record
AUGGCGUCUCCAAAAGUACCCAUCAUCAUCGGUGUCGGGGAGAUCAAAAACCCUUCUAGACGCAAAGAAGAUGCUAUCGAGCCCUUGCAUCUGAUGCUUGCUGCAGCUAGAGAAGCGCUAUCGGAUGCUUCCAGCUCUGACAAGGCCACGCUUCUCUCCAGCAUCAACAGCGUGAGCGUUGUGGCGAGCUCGACGUGGCCGUACAAGAAUCUCCCAACCCUUGUGUGUCAAGGAUUAGGCGUUGAAGCUUUCCAUACAACCUACAGCGCUUUAGCUGGAAGCUCAUCCGUGCAGUUGAUUGAUGAUACGGCUCGGCUCAUUUCAACUGGCGAAGUGGAGGUUGGAAUCGUCGUGGGAGGGGAGGCGAUGGCGUCAUUCCCAUCCAAUUUCUUUAGGAUUAGCAACGCUUACUUCCCCAUCACAGGUGUUGGAAAAAUUCAUCGAGUAGGAGUUCCGAUGCAUGUCUACGCAAUGUAUGAGAACGGUCUGCGUGCCCAGCGAGGUCAGCAGCUCGUUGAAAACCUCGAGGAAUCGGCUUCCUUGUACGGGCGAUAUGCCGAAAUUGCGUCCAGACAUCCGACAGCGUGGAACUAUGGAAAGCAACCUCACACGGCGAAUACUAUAGGCACAAUCACUGAAAAGAAUAGAAUGAUCUGCCACCCUUAUCCAUUGCUCAUGAAUGCAUUCAAUGAUGUGAACAUUGCUGGUGCAUGUCUUUUGACCAACACAGAGUAUGCGCAACGAAUGGGCAUCCCACGCGAGAAAUGGAUAUAUCCCUUAGGAGGAGGAAGAGCAGAGGACUCAAACGACUUCUGGGACCGUCCCAAUUUUUACUCCAGUCCAGCGAUUGCGACUGCUCUUGACUCGUGUCUGAGUUCAUCGGGUCUGCAUCAAGAUCAAAUCGAUCUGUUCGAUUUCUACUCGUGCUUUCCAGUUGUUCCAAAGCUGGCAUGCAGUCAUUUAGGUAUCUCCUUCGACAAUCCGCCAAAGCCAAUCACCCUCAUCGGCGGGUUGACCUCUUUUGGAGGCGCAGGCGCAAAUUAUUCCAUGCAUGCUGUUGCAGAAAUGGUCCGUCAACUACGAAAGCUGCAUGGUAAUGCCGGGCCCUCCAACGGCUUGCUUCUAGCCAACGGAGGUGUCCUGACCACGGAAAAUGCGAUUUGCGUCUCAACGCACCCCCGCAAAGCUAGCGAUCCGUAUCCACGCGAAGACAUGGUACUGUCUCGCUCGGUCCAGUUGGCUCCGUCUAUUGCCAUGGACGUACAAGGGGAAGUCGUCAUCGAGACAUAUACCGUGGAAUACGACCGGCAGAACCAACCACGGAUGGGCCAUAUAGUGUGCCUACUGAAGGUUGAUGGAAGGCGUGUCAUUGCAAAUCAUGGUGAUCCAGCGACGUUGGAGCAACUCGCAAGCUGGACCGAGGAGCCUAUCGGGCGAAGUGGAUAUAUCUGGCCGUCCUCUUCAGGGUCAGGUCAAAAUUUGUUCUACUUCCGACGGAAUGAUAGACUGUAG